AUGUCUGAACAAAUUGAAAAAGCUUUUCAAAAGCAACAGGGUAUCUUCCAAAACCCUAAAGUGCUCACCAAGAAGACGAAAAAUCUUCGGUGGUAUAAAGAUAUUGGGCUUGGAUAUAAAACACCGAAAGAGGCCAUCGAAGGACAUUAUAUUGAUAAGAAAUGUCCAUGGACUGGGGAGGUUUCUAUUCGUGGUCGUAUUCUUUCAGGAGUUGUCGUCUCGGCAAAAAUGAAGCGAACAAUCAUUGUUCGUCGUGAAUAUUUGCAUUAUAUCCCAAAAUAUCAUCGUUACGAAAAACGUCACAAGAAUUUAGCUGCACAUUUAUCCCCUGCUUUUGUCGGUGUGGAGUCUGGAGACACGGUCACUGUAGGUCAAUGCCGGCACCAAAGGGAUAUAAAGAACGAGUACCAAAUGAUUAUUUCCAAAAAAAAUCGACGACUUAUCUACGAGUGUCUCUUUAAGGGUUUGAGUUUGAUAUGGGAUUGUGACGGCGUAUUGGUUGCAAGGAAAGAUUUCCACGCACCAAAGCACCAAGAUAUUGAUGUGCCAAACCUUGAAGUUAUAAAGGCAUGUCAAAGUCUUACGUCCCGUGGAUACGUAGAGACGCGAUUCUCUUGGCAGUAUUAUUAUUACACAUUGACUAGCGAAGGGAUCGCAUAUAUUCGUGAAUACUUGCAUCUUCCUUCGGAAAUUGUGCCUUCGACAUUUAAGAAGGUUAGACCACUGCCAGGUCAUACAAGAAUCUACACAGGUCUUCCGCGUACCCCAGAAGACUAUCGUUAUCGCGAAGAACCAAAGAAGGAGGGUUUCGAAGGUGAAUUCAAACCUGAUUUCAAGGGUGGUUUUGUUCGAUCCAGGCCUGAUCGCGACGCUUUCGAAGGUGAAUUCAAGCCUAACUUCAAGGGUGGUUUUAGUCUAGCUAGGCCUGAUCGCGAAGCUGUCGAACAAGAGGGACCAGAAGGUAGUCCUUCUGGAAUUCAGGAUAUUUCUGCCACCACUACACCAGAACAAAAUUCGAAGAGAAAAAUUGAAGAAGUAUUCUCGCUAUUCAAAGAACUUACUGAACCCGGAGAAGUUAUUGAUGAAGAACCUAAACGAAAAAUCAUGCGUGUCACGCAGGCACAAUACAAAAAUAUCUCGGAGGAGCAAAAUAAAGUUGAAGUCUCAUAUGACCCAAUAGAUUUUAAAAGUUACAUGAAACGUCUUUCUACUUUCGAUAUAUCCUUUAUCAUUGAAUUUUCGCUAUAUACUAACGUAGAUGUUGAUAAACUCCAAUGUGUCACCUGUGCCGCCGAGCUUGAAGUUAAUUUUCCUCAUGUAAUUAACAAAGAGAAUGCGCGAAAAGAGGAAGAAAAGCUUUAUAAACUAUUAGCAACAGCGCAUGCAGAGCACUGCUCAUGGGGUAGAAAUCCAUGCUCAGAUAAUAUAUAUCGGUUUAGACAGCUACGACAGGAUCACGCCGUUGAAGAAUUCCGACAACGGGCAUCUGAAUUGAUUAAAUUGGGGGAGAACCUUCCUGUUAUCAAGACAGAUCUGAGCGAGGAAUUCACUCAGACAGUAAUUGAGGCACUUUGUUUAGAUUAUCCUCUGGAUUUGAGAAUUGCUGCUACUGCGGGCUGUUUGUCAUUAUUUGGAUGGGAAUAUCAACGCGUUUUGAACAGUUUUGACAUAAUACGAUGCAAAUUAUGUCUUCGUCGUUGUGCUUUAAUUAAUUUUCGAAACAUCUCUAAGCAAAAAACAAUCGACGAAAAGAAGCAAAAAGACCAGACGCGAGAUGGUGAUACAAUAAUGCAAGGUCAACAUCAAGAGCAGGAAACAACAUUAAAAAGUACUAAACAAACACCAGAUCUACAAGAACAAACACCAAAUCAACAAGAACAAGCACCAGAUCAACAAGAACAAAUACCAGAUCAACAAGAACAAAUACCAGAUCAACAAGAACAAAUACCAGAUCAACAAGAACAAGCCCCAGAUCAACAAGAACAAACAGGAAUAAUGAUGAAAGAUUCUUCUGAUGCUAUAAACAUUUCAACUGAUUCCGAUAAGGAUGACGAAUAUUUCGCUAGUAUUAACAUCGAAGGUCUUCCAAAAACUCCAGAUGAACGUUUAUUUGAUGUACAAACUGAACACAAAUAUUAUUGUCCUUGGAUAACUGGAGACGGAAAGCCAGCGAAAAUUCAAACUGUUGAACAAUUAGUGCAAAAACUUCCCGGUUGGCAUCUUACUAUGGAGGCUGUAGUGAAAUCGACUUGUCACAAAGAUGAUAGCAAGAGCGAAACACAGAUUGGUAACUUUCGCAGUAUUUUGUCCCCGAUGAAAUCAAACCCAUUUUUCGAAGUUUCUAACGAAUAA
Molecule: messenger RNA, 2352 nt
Organism: Ambispora gerdemannii
Lineage: Eukaryota; Fungi; Glomeromycota; Glomeromycetes; Archaeosporales; Ambisporaceae
Source: the annotation of a GenBank genome assembly